AUGAUUGUGACGAUUGUUGGGGUGGUGAAGGUGGUAGUUGUGGUAGUUAGUGACUGUGGUAGUGACGAUGGGGAUAGUGGUCGUGGUGAAGGUAGUAGUGGUAGCACAGUCGAACUAGACACAGUCGAACUAGACACAGUCGAACUGAAGACAGUCGAACUAGACACAGUCGAACUGAAGACAGUCGAACUAGACACAGUCGAACUGAAGGCAGUCGAACUAGACACAGUCGAACUGAAGACAGUCGAACUAGACACAGUCGAACUGAAGACAGUCGAACUAGACACAGUCGAACUAGACACAGUCGAACUGAAGACAGUCGAACUAGACACAGUCGAACUGAAGACAGUCGAACUGGACACAGUCGAACUGGACACAGUCGAACUGAAGACAGUCGAACUAGACACAGUCGAACUGAAGACAGUCGAACUGGACACAGUCGAACUGAAGACAGUCGAACUGGACACAGUCGAACUGAAGACAGUCGAACUAGACACAGUCGAACUAGACACAGUCGAACUGGACACAGUCGAACUGAAGACAGUCGAACUAGACACAGUCGAACUAGACACAGUCGAACUGAAGACAGUCGAACUAGACACAGUCGAACUAGACACAGUCGAACUAGACACAGUCGAACUGAAGACAGUCGAACUAGACACAGUCGAACUGAAGACAGUCGAACUGGACACAGUCGAACUGAAGACAGUCGAACUGGACACAGUCGAACUGAAGACAGUCGAACUAGACACAGUCGAACUAGACACAGUCGAACUGAAGACAGUCGAACUAGACACAGUCGAACUAGACACAGUCGAACUAGACACAGUCGAACUGAAGACAGUCGAACUAGACACAGUCGAACUGAAGACAGUCGAACUAGACACAGUCGAACUAGACACAGUCGAACUGAAGACAGUCGAACUAGACACAGUCGAACUAGACACAGUCGAACUAGACACAGUCGAACUGAAGACAGUCGAACUAGACACAGUCGAACUAGACACAGUCGAACUGAAGACAGUCGAACUAGACACAGUCGAACUAGACACAGUCGAACUAGACACAGUCGAACUGAAGACAGUCGAACUAGACACAGUCGAACUAGACACAGUCGAACUAGACACAGUCGAACUAGACACAGUCGAACUAGACACAGUCGAACUAGACACAGUCGAACUAGACACAGUCGAACUAGACACAGUCGAACUGAAGACAGUCGAACUAGACACAGUCGAACUGAAGACAGUCGAACUAGACACAGUCGAACUGGACACAGUCGAACUGAAGACAGUCGAACUAGACACAGUCGAACUAGACACAGUCGAACUAGACACAGUCGAACUAGACACAGUCGAACUGAAGACAGUCGAACUAGACACAGUCGAACUAGACACAGUCGAACUGAAGACAGUCGAACUAGACACAGUCGAACUGAAGACAGUCGAACUAGACACAGUCGAACUGGACACAGUCGAACUGGACACAGUCGAACUGGACACAGUCGAACUGAAGACAGUCGAACUAGACACAGUCGAACUAGACACAGUCGAACUGAAGACAGUCGAACUAGACACAGUCGAACUGAAGACAGUCGAACUAGACACAGUCGAACUAGACACAGUCGAACUAGACACAGUCGAACUAGACUCUAAAAUUCCGCGGACUGUGGCGCGGGCGUCGUGGGCGGCGUGGGUGCUGUGGGCGGUGUGGGUUCUGGUCCUGGUGGGUGGCGUGGGCGGCGCUGCUCCCAAUAGAGAAACAGGACAGCUUCCGGACAUCCCCAUGGCGUCGUCGGCGGAGCGGCUUGAGUGGCGUUCCCGCCGCCUGAAGGGUUCGAAAUCAUUGCGCUUAGGGUUGUAG
Messenger RNA from Procambarus clarkii (red swamp crayfish), 1863 nucleotides. The record is from RefSeq and is a predicted model, not a curated record. Lineage: Eukaryota; Metazoa; Arthropoda; Malacostraca; Decapoda; Cambaridae.